AUGCCUCCUACACCCACCGCCGCCGUUCUAUACAAGAAAAAGGAUGGCAGCCUCACGAUCUCGCCGGAUCACAAGUAUCUCUUCUGGACCGGCCAGGGCACCUCAUCACCCGCCUUGACGAUUCCCGUCGGCGACAUCACCAACCUCCAGCAAACACCUGCUACUUCCGCCAAGGUCGCCCUCAAGGUUUUUGUGAAGGAGGAGAGCCAUGUCUUCUCCUUCACCAGCAAAGACCGUGCGAAGAAGGAACAGGAGGAGGUGACGGACACGCUGAGGAAUACCAUUGCCGCUGCGAAGGCGCCGACUGCAGCGGCCCAGCUUCAGCCCGCAACGACACCAUCUGGUGAUGGUGGUCAGCAGAAUGGCGGCGACGCAGGUCAGUCGGCAGCAAUGGCUAUCGCGAAAGCGAUAUCCUCGAAGCAGGCGGAUGAAGGCUGGUACGAUGACAGCAAGCUGAAGUCGGACUUCCAGCUGCAGCGAUCAUUAUUGGAGGCGAACAAACCGUUACAGGCGCGCUUCAACGAGGCCUUGAAAGACAGGCCAGAGAGCGUGUCGAUAUCUCAAUUCACCACCCAAUUCUGGUCUGCAAGACUCCAUCUGCUGCGAGCCCAUGCUAUCGAGAAGGCACAGAAGCAGGGCGAGUACAAUGUACUACCUGAGAUCAGAUUCACGCGAAGGCAGGCUGAGAAGGAAGGCGAUCCGGAUAUCAAACAGCUGCACAUCACAAAAGAGCAGAUCAAGCUCAUCUUCCGGCAGUAUCCUGUCGUGAAGGAGGCCUACGAUGAGAAUGUCCCGCCUCUGGAUCCUGGUGGCUUCUGGCAGCGCUUCUUCAGCUCGCGUUUGCUCAAGAAGCUGAAAGGAGAGAAGAUCACACAGCAGGACCCUCUUGACUCCGUCAUGGACAAGUACCUGGAGCGACGCGAAGCCGGACCUGCCAGUAUUGGCUACAUCCCACACUUUAUCGACCUGGAAGGCAACGAGCAGAACCACAGUCAACGCAAAGGCAACAGACCGGACCAAGAUAUGCGGCCGUCCUCUUUUGACAAGGUUCCGCUGCUUCGGGUCCUCAACAACUUGUCAGAGAAGAUGCUGUCUCAUGUCGCACCUGAGGAUGGCGAAGCACACGCGCCGAUAGGCAUGGACGAGGAAGCUUUCGAGCAGUUGCGGCUUCGUGAUCUCGCAAUGGACGACCAGGACAACAGGGUCAAGCUAAGUAUCCGGGAACCUGGCCAGCUCGGUCACGGCGAUGCACACGACGAUCUAUCUGCGGAAGCAAAGCUCUACAUGCAGCAGGAUCCGGAUCAAGUCAUUUCAGGCCUGCGAGAAGGUUUGCAACCAUCACAACUCGGUGCCGACAAGAGUGGUACCGUGCGCCUGGACAGAGCUGUUAACUACCACAGCGACUCUGAUUCUGGGUCAGAAGACGAGCGCACUCCCAAGCACAAGUCCACCAAUGGCAAGAAGUCCAGACGACGAGUAGCGGUAAACUCUCACUCCGCCAUCGCAUCCGCAACCUCCUCAAUCCUGUCUUCCGUUGCCACCCGCCGCGCCACCUCUUCCUCAGACCCCAGCUCCCUCAACGGCUUCUCUCAGCAGACCUUCGACCAACUCACCAUCACCCACAACACCACCACCGAGUUCCUCCACUACUUCUGGACCCUCUUCCUCUCCGGCAACCCCGCGCACGUGACGGAGCUAUCGCAGCUCGUCAGCACGCUGGACAGGAGUCUAGACCGCAUCACCGCUGUUGCCGAGACGGCGGAGAAGGAGCGGCAGAAGAAGAUUGAGGGGAUUGAAAAGCAGUACCGUGAGUAUGAGCGAAGGACGGGGAAGCGGAGGAGGGUGGAUCACGAUGAGGUGCCGGGCGGGAAGAGGGUGGUGAAUGAGAUGGCUGCGCCGACGAUUAAGGCGCUGCAGAUGGCGGCCGAGAGGUAUAGGCGGGAGUUGGAAGUGCAGAGUAAGGAGGCUGGGGGUGCGUGA
Saxophila tyrrhenica is the source of this 1980-nucleotide messenger RNA. RefSeq names its product RNA polymerase II transcription factor B subunit 1 (gene TFB1). Gene Ontology annotation, biological process: nucleotide-excision repair; transcription by RNA polymerase I; transcription by RNA polymerase II. The transcript has a single exon. The record is from RefSeq and is a predicted model, not a curated record. Lineage: Eukaryota; Fungi; Ascomycota; Dothideomycetes; Mycosphaerellales; Extremaceae. The coding region runs from base 1 to 1980 and encodes 659 amino acids. Gene Ontology annotation, cellular component: transcription factor TFIIH core complex; transcription factor TFIIH holo complex.